AUAAGUCGCCGCGAUGACCAAAAAGAAAAAAAAAAAAAAAGAAAAACCAACAAAAAAACUCCGCCUGAGAACGAAGACUGAGUCGACUCGCUCUUCAACACGAUGGGAGGAGGAGACGUCUCUAAAGAGAUGGGAGCAUACCGCCGCGGAGAUCACAAGCUACGCAAGUUCGUAACGGCGAGGAGCACUAAGUUCCUCAUACUCUCCUGCAUCGCCUUCGCGUUGAUCACACUCGCUUGCCGAUCUUCUCGGCCUUGGUUCAACACUUCAAUCGCCGUCGCGGAUCAGAUCUCCAGAUCAAGGAAAGGGUAUACACUGUUGAUGAACACAUGGAAGAGAUACGAUCUUUUAAAGAAGUCUGUUUCACACUACGCGUCUUGUUCUCGGCUUGACUCUAUCCACAUUGUGUGGAGUGAGCCUAACCCUCCUUCAGAGUCUCUCAAGGAGUAUCUUCAGAAGGCUAUAAAGAAGAAAGCUAGAGAUGGACAUGAGGUUGAGCUUAGGUUUGAUAUAAACAAAGAAGAUAGUUUGAACAAUAGGUUUAAAGAUAUUCAAGACUUGAAAACAGAUGCUGUGUUCUCGAUUGAUGAUGAUAUUAUAUUCCCUUGUCACACUGUGGAUUUUGCUUUCAAUGUUUGGGAGAGUGCUCCAGAGACUAUGGUUGGGUUCGUGCCUCGUGUGCAUUGGCCUGAACAAUCGAAUGGUAAAGCUGAUUACUACACCUACAGUGGAUGGUGGUCUGUUUGGUGGAGUGGUACAUAUAGCAUGGUACUCUCAAAAGCAGCUUUCUUCCACAAAAAGUACCUAAGCCUUUACACGAACGACAUGCCUGCAUCUAUCAGAGAAUUCACAACCAAGAACAGGAACUGUGAAGAUAUUGCAAUGUCAUUCCUCAUCGCAAAUGCUACAAACGCUCCUCCUAUAUGGGUUAAAGGUAAGAUAUAUGAAAUAGGUUCAACAGGAAUCAGUAGCAUAGGAGGGCACACAGAGAAAAGAACACACUGCGUAAACAGGUUUGUAGCAGAGUUCGGAAGAAUGCCACUUGUAUACACUUCAAUGAAAGCCGUUGAUAGUCGCAGUUUAUGGUUCUGGUGAUUGCUCUUUCUCUUCCACUGUGGUUACUACUGCUCUUCACUUUCUAGCCUAGUGUAUGAUGUACCCUAUUGUAACUUUUGUAACAUUACUGUGAGAAAAGAAACUCGUUUUAUGCUAGUAAAAAUGAGUUAUAUGUAUAUUCAUACACUGAUGAUCGUUACAUGUUUCAAAAAAUUUCAAUAGUGUUACAAUAUCUGUGGAUAGUGUUUUACUUUA
Molecule: messenger RNA, 1311 nt
Organism: Brassica oleracea var. oleracea
Lineage: Eukaryota; Viridiplantae; Streptophyta; Magnoliopsida; Brassicales; Brassicaceae
Product: glycosyltransferase family 64 protein C4
Exons: 6
Coding region: 103-1095 (330 amino acids)
Cellular component (GO): membrane
Molecular function (GO): glycosyltransferase activity
Source: RefSeq, a predicted model, not a curated record